GCGCGGCCGACAGCUCCUUCCGGCUUUGCUGGGGCGGGAGGCGGAGGAGGCGCCGCGCGGGUUCCUAGACCGGCCUGCCGCUCUAGGGCGCGCGGCCGGCUCCCUCUCCAGUCUCCGCCGCUGAGGGAGCCGCGAGGCAGCACAUUCCUCCUGUGAAGAUGUGUGUGUAUACUGCAUAAGAGCUGCUUGAUUUGUGUGGUGCCUGGGUUUCAAAGGGCUUUUGUUGGGAAAACAGACUAUGAAUAACAACCCUUGCUACUAUCCCAGAAGCUAGAGGAUGCUCUCCUCUUUGCCGCCACUGCAUUAUGACAUCAUCAACCAUAUAUAGGAGCUGCUGCUUGCCUUCUCUGAAACAUAGCUUCAUCUUCCAGCAUUCUGAAAGCAUUAGGAGAUAGAUCAGGAACUUCUGUAGUGCUGUACAAUGGCUAAGAGAGUAGCAGAAAAGGAGCUGACUGACAGGAACUGGGAUCAAGAAGAAGAAACUGAGGAGGUAAGGAAGGUGGGAACGUUCUCAGUGGCCAGUGAAGAGGUUUUAAAGAACAGAGCAAUUAAGAAGGCAAAGCGUAGAAAUGUGGGGUUUGAGGCUGAGAGUGGUGGAGCUUUUAAAGGUUUUAAAGGUUUCGUUUUGCCGUCUGGAGGUGGAGGAUUUUCUGGCUUUGGCAAUGGCACCGGAACAAAGCCUUUAGGGGGGCUAUCCAAUGGCGGCAGCGGCAGCAUCACAAAUAGCUCAUCGUUCACCAAUUUAAAGACUGCUGCUGAAACAACUACUACAUUUAGUUCUGUGGUGUCCAGUGGUUCAGUGAAUAAUACUGUAACUGAGAAAAAGCCUGUAAGUGUGGAAGCAAAUGGUGAGAGCCAGCAGCCCUUGUCCUCUGGAUUCACUGAGAACAAAGCAUGCAGCCCUGAUGCUUAUCAUAAACAGUUAGCCGCUCUAAAUUGUUCGGUGCGUGACUGGAUAGUAAAACAUGUAAAUGCCAAUCCACUCUGUGACCUGUCGCCGAUUUUCCGAGACUAUGAGAAAUAUUUAGCUGAGAUAGAGCAACGCGGAAUGAGUAGUGACAGCGGUUCUGAAAGUGACAGUAACAAGACAGUUGGAACUCAGCCUGGGUCUGCAUUUGGGAGUCCAAAUCUUCAGCAGAGUUCAACGUUUUUCUUCAAUAGCAACAAAUCUGAGAAUGCACCAGGAAAGAAAACAGAAAUGGAAAAGAAAACGGAACCAAAACUAGGGUCUAUGUCAACUGUCUCCUUUACUUUUAGCAAGAGCGUAGACAACUCUGGUCUGAAUUCUGGUGCAUUACCUAGUUUCUCAUUCUCUCCUGGAAGUGCAAGUUUAUUUGGAAAAGAUACAAGCCAAGGCAAGGUUGUUUCUUCAUUUUCCAGCAAAGCACUAGAUAUUCAGACAGAAAGUGGUGGCAGUGAAGAUAAAGGGGGUGACGAAGAAGAUGAGGAGCCACCAAAGGCAGUAGUGAAUGAAAUAAAGGAAGAUGAUGCCUUCUACUCAAAGAAGUGCAAAGUUUUUUACAAGAAAGAUAAUGAAUUUAAAGAAAAAGGUAUAGGAACGCUACACUUAAAACAUGCAGGAAAUCAGAAGAUUCAGCUAUUAGUACGGGCAGAUACCAACUUAGGCAACAUAUUGCUGAACAUUUUGGUGCCUCCUAAGAUGCCGUGCUCCAGAACAGGGAAGAACAACGUGCUCAUUGUCUGUGUUCCAAAUCCACCCAUUGAUGAGAAGAAUGCUACCGUCCCUGUUCCUAUAUUGAUAAGAGUGAAAACAAGUCAGGAUGCAGAUGAGUUGCACAAAAUUUUACUGGAGAAGAAGGAGGUCUAAAAAUCUGGGCUGUUGAAAAUUACAGACGAAACUUGCCAAACUGCUGCUGCUCAUUUCCCCUCUCUUGACUCUGCUAGUAACUUUUUAAACCACUUCUGACAUUCUAAGGACUGUUUAGGAACUCUGAAGAGCUUUGGUAAGGGAAAGAAACUAAGAUGGCCAAUAAAAGCUUUUAACUUGACACAAGAGUCAGUUCUUCCUCCCUUCUAAUUUGAAUAUCUAAUGCAUGAACCAUAUUUGAAGAAAACUUGCAUAUCAAAAAAUAAACAUUUUUAUUAUACAGAAUAAAACUGAUUUAUACUCAAAUGGUGUAAAAUACUACACCGGAAAUUGUGUAGGAAGAAUUUUGUGUGGGUGGAAAGAAAUUUGACAGACUUCUUUAUCUUGCAUCCAAGUUUGAAUUGAAAUCCUCUCCUAAAUGUGAAAUCACAGUUCAGAUUAUGUUGAAGGAACAAAUGUUUUAAACUGAACAGUAUAGUUUUUGUGUUUUAGUAACAGCUGUUAAAAAUCAGUACCCUGAUUUUUAAGGCCAAAGUUGCAGGUUGUUAUUUUCUCAUUCCCUAGAGAAACAACUGAGGGAAAAGGUAGCAUGGCUAUAUUUUUUUCAAUCCAAUCCUGUCUCUUGGAUUUUAUCAAACCUGGGGCAUCUUGUGUUGAGGGAUUUGAUGGACUUUCUUCCAUUGUAAAGCCUUAUCUUCAGGCUUGAAAAUUCUGUACAGUCCCCUUUAAUGUCAAGGGGCUUGUGCAAGAGAGCUGUGAAUUGUGCCCACACUAUUUUGGGUGUGCGCCAGUGUGCAUUUAACGGGAUCAGCAGUCAGACCGUGAAUACCCUGCUAUUUAAAUAGUUGUCUUACUAAUGUAGCAGUCGCUAGUAAAGCCACACAUAACCAGUCCACAAAUAUUGGUUAUCAUAGGUUCCGAAACAUCUGAAUCUUUAAAGUUCUAGUCGUACCUUAAAACUGGAAGGGAGCUGGGAUGCUGUGGAAGCAGGGCCCGUAUUGAUUAUGAAUUGGUGCCUUUUUUGCAUCAAGUUUUAAGUGUUGGACUUCCUAAAAAGUAAGUGUGAGAGUAUUUCAAGAGUUCAGCACCCCACACUGAAAUAUCUUGGGGUACAGUCCAGCAAGGAGUAAUCUGACCCAAUCCCCAUUAAAAUAAAUCUGAGUUACCAUUUAUGUUAGUGAGGUUUGGGCUAAUGAGCUUCACACUGGAUUGUUCUCUUUAGCAUUCAAGAUGGUGAACAAUCAGAAAUGCUAACUUGCAUGUUAAUAUUAUAAAUGGGAACAUGCAUAUGGAGUCCAGUCUUACUGUUAGAGGCUCAGGUUGAAUGGCCAAGAGCUUCAGUAAUAUUGUGUGCUCUUGUCUUUGAGAAAUAGUGUCUUAAAAAUCCUCAGUGAGCUUUGUUUACUCCCCUGUGUCUGGGCAAACAGCCUGCUCUUUUUCUAGAAAGCAGAUAGCCUGUUCCCACACCCUCCUCUAACAUAAUUUUUACAUUGAGAGACUGUUAAUAUUACAGGUAUGCUAUGUAUUUUGCACUUGUCUGAUUCCUAAAGUGCAACUGUGUAUAUGUAACAAUUUUUCAGUUACUGAGUAGAAUAAGAAAUAGCAUUUCAUUGACAUGCAGUUUGUUCUCAUAAUUUUUUUGCUAUGUCUUACGUGAUGCUGCUUCUGUAAGAAAUCCAGAGUGCGCAUGUUGCUUUUCAAAGUUAAAAGCAGCAUGAAAGAAUAAUCGUAAUGUCCAUUAAAUGUUUGCAAGAGCUGGUCAAAAGGUGUUGCUUGAAAGUGGUUGUGUUAUGGAAAGUGGUCAGUUACUUCUUUCUUAGAGCAAGCAUAAAAUGGGAUUAUUUCACACUGCUGCUGAGGAAGGCAUUCCAGAAAUGCAUUGGAAUUUCCUGCACCUCUUUGAACGUAUGUCUGCUGCAUAAAAAUGUGAAGAUCCCUGCUGUGGGUGCACCUUGGCCAUCCUGUGUGGGUUGUGACAUGAUGUAGCGAAAGCUUACCAGGCACUGCUCUUCACACACCCUCUUGGGGAAAGCUCCAUCAGCCUUCCGCAACCUGUCCACUGCCAGAUUCUUAGGCUGCAGCCCCAUCUAGUAGGUUUUGGAUGGAGCUCAUAUGAGCUGUGGUCCAAACCUGGAGGGCACCAGGGUGGAGAAGGCAGUCAUAGAUACACAAAACAAAUGCAUAAACCAGCAGACUGUAAAUCCUAAAUGUAAGUGUUGACUUUGUGAUUGGCCCAUCGCUUUCAGUAAUAAAAAUUAUUACAAGAAUAACAAUCUGAAUUACUAAGUGGAUCAAAAUUGGCUUGCUAAGAAAGAAGGAGAAUGUGCAUAGACUUCGUUUUGUAGGUUUCUGAUGUUGAUCAUGUUGGCUUGCUCCUGCUGUGAAAGGUAAGAUCUCAUUUUUGUGUGUUGGUUUUACUCUCUUGAGUAAGUUUAAAAGGCUGUAUAAAACUGGACGAUCAUUUUUCUUUGGCACAAAAUUGUAGCUUUAAUUAUAUUUAAAAAUCUUAAUCAAGUCUAUUGAUACUUGCUGCAUAACAAUAAGGCAGUGUCUUAAUUUGCAGUCUGAUCACUUGUCGCCUUGUAGACACAGUGUUUGUAGUCUGACUUUAUUGCUGUAGGAUUUAAGUGACUGUUGUUCGCCUGUUGCCUGUUUGCAAGAUUGCCAACCAAACUUGCAAAAUCAUUUUUACAUUUUGACAGAAGUAGAGAGUCUAAAGAAGAUGAUUUAUUAGAUACUGCCGCUUUGCACGUGCAUAGUUUUCAGCUGGUCCCUGGUGUCUGACCUGCGUCUCUUCAGACUGCAGGCAGGGGUUCUCUUGAUUGGAUUCACGUUGGGUAGAAUGGUUGUAGCCUAGCCUUCAGAAUGCUAUGCGGAAGGAAUUAUUUUGUAGGAAAGAGUGUUUUGUUACAUGAGCCCCGUCUGCCACUCAGUCCAGAUGCAGGCCUGCCACUCAAGGGAGAACUAGGGCAAACCUCAACUUGUUUGGGGAGUGUGCUAUUUCUCUAUUUUUUUUAAUUCUUCAAAAGGUUUGUCAUCAAAAUCCUGUAUAGAAGGGGUGUGGAGAAUAUUUGGCUACUUUUGCUCUGUUCUCAGUCUGCUACAAGUAGUUUGUAAACUGAAAAUAUGUCGCUACAUAUAAGGAGCAAUAAGUACUGUAUCGCAUCUUGCUUUAACUCCCUUUGCAACACAAUGUAAUUUGACAACUGUUCUGUCUAAUGCCUUAAGUUAUUUUUAGCAGAAGUUGCUAAACUGUAUACCACAAAUGUAAAGAUUUGAUAAAUUUCACAGUGCAUGGAAACCAUGUAUAAAAGCUUAAUGAACAGCUAUCUGAACAAUCGACAUGAACCUUUCUUUCCAUUUGACUGUCAACAUUUUUGUUUGUUCCCCAUCUCAUAGGACGCCAUCUGAAAGGCUAAACAAGAAUUGGGGCUUGCCUUUUAUCAUUUUUCACAUGUCCAUUUGCUAGCUGUAGUUCUUUCUAAGGAAAUGUAUAAAAAUCCAUGGAAAUGUGAAUAAACAAAUAGGAUGUGUGAACUCC
Molecule: messenger RNA, 5369 nt
Organism: Podarcis muralis (Common wall lizard)
Lineage: Eukaryota; Metazoa; Chordata; Lepidosauria; Squamata; Lacertidae
Gene: NUP50
Product: nucleoporin 50
Biological process (GO): protein import into nucleus
Cellular component (GO): nuclear pore
Source: RefSeq, a predicted model, not a curated record